AUGCGAAAAUUCUCUACCUCUACGACGAGCUACGAGGCCGCCGUCGUAUCUUUUGAGAUCGCUUUGUUCGAGUGCCAGAAAUGGCAGCAGCAAGACCUUCUUGCAGCCUUUCAUCGAGCCACCCACACGCAUCGCCGACGAACUCGUCGGCGAAAACCUACCAAUUCACACACCCGAGCUCCCCUAGUGGUCGAGCCACCCAAGACUGAACGAGUCGACGCUCCAUCUGACGAUGUUGAGCUCCCACUCGCUGUCUCUCCUCUGUUGUCCCAGACUGACAUGUACAUUGACGACAAUGUACUCCCUAUGGUCCAGGACCCAGUCGACACGACUCUGCCUCAAGGCGUUGAGCCUCACCCCCAACACGAGGAGCCUGAAGGAGUCGACCCUUCACCUCACCCUUCACCUCAAUUACCUGAGGCCUCAAGGCUGACAAACCCCUCUUUCACACCUGAACCCUCAAGGCCCUACACCACACGCCCCAGACCCGACAUCGAUGUCAACAUCCUGGAAGAGGUCACAGCCCGUACCUGUGACCUUCUUUUGAGCCGAGGGUUCUCUGUCUACACAGACGCUGGCCCUCACCGAUUACUCAACUGGAUGGACGAGCGAACGUCGGAGAAUGUUCGCAUGGGGUACGCCACAUACACGUCUUUAAUUCCCAUUAACUCGGCUCUAUGGGCUUUCCAAAGAGGUGUGGAACAAAGAUACCUAAGACUGAAAACGUUACGAAAUAUGCCAGGUCAUGAAGACGAAAACGUUGACUACAAACAAAAGGCACAAGAGAUUAUUGUGCCAUACGGAUUUAAGAUUGAAGAGGAGAUCAGAGAUCCAAACAGUGUAGGACACAGGUAUUAUCACAUUUGGUUAUCCGCGCCAGAAAAUGCAUCAAAACACACGUUUUGGCACGGGUUUAUAAAUCCAUAUAGAAAAGAGGGACAUUAUUCUGCGGCGGUUAGAGUAGAAAGACCGAAAGACGCUCAAAAGUACUUUUACAAGAAAGUGUUGGAAUGGCAGGAGAAUGAGGCACACAAAUUGAAGGAGGUACGGGACGGUCAAGAUGAUAAAUAG
Molecule: messenger RNA, 1071 nt
Organism: Fomitiporia mediterranea MF3/22
Lineage: Eukaryota; Fungi; Basidiomycota; Agaricomycetes; Hymenochaetales; Hymenochaetaceae
Exons: 5
Coding region: 1-1071 (356 amino acids)
Source: RefSeq, a predicted model, not a curated record